AUGAAGUGUCUUGUUGCUGUUCUGGUCUGCGCCGUGCUUGCAGAGGGAGUCGUCAAGAUCCCUCUGCAGAAGCACAAGUCGAUGCGCGAGGCCCUGAGAGAGAAAGGCAUCGAGCUGCCGUACCAGGACCCGGCUCUCAAGUACCAGGCCAAUGAGUUUGCUGGCUCGGCCAACAUGUACAUCAACAACUACGCUGAUACCACCUACUACGGAGCGAUCAGCAUUGGAACACCCCCUCAGUCCUUCCAGGUGCUGUUUGACACCGGCUCUGCCAACCUGUGGGUUGACUCCAUCUACUGCAGCACUCAGGCCUGCAACGCACACACCAAGUUUGACCCCCGGCAGUCGUCCACCUACUCUGCCAAGGGUCAGACCUUCUACCUGCCCUAUGGAGCUGGAAGCCUGUACGGAACAUUUGGAUACGACACUGUCAAUGUUGGCGGGAUUGUGAUCAAGAACCAGGAAAUUGGUCUGAGCACAAACGAGCCUGGCCAGAACUUCGUGGUGGCCAAGUUUGACGGCAUCCUCGGCCUGUCCUACCCCUACAUCUCCGCCGGAGGAGAGACCCCCGUCAUGGACAACAUGAUUUCUCAGAACCUGCUGGGUGCCAACAUAUUCGCUUUCUACCUGUCCAGGGAAGGACAGCAGGGCAGUGUCCUCUCUUUCGGAGAAGUGGACAACAGCCUGUACCAGGGCCAGAUCUCCUGGACCCCAGUGACCUCGGAGACCUACUGGCAGAUCGGUGUUCAAGGAUUUGAGAUCAACGGUCAAGAGACAGGCUGGUGCUCUCGGGGCUGCCAGUCCAUUGUCGACACUGGAACCUCCUCGCUGACAGCUCCAGGCCAACUCCUGCCUUACAUCAUGCAGGCCAUCGGGGCCCAACAAAGCCAGUAUGGCGAGUACAUGGUGGACUGCAGCCAGAUCAACAACCUGCCGACUCUGAGCUUUGUUAUCAGCGGUGUUGCCUUCCAACUUCCUCCUUCUGCUUACAUCAUCCAGAAUGGAUACCAGUCCUGUUCAGUGGGCAUCACCCCCACCUACCUGCCCUCUCGUGAUGGCGAGCCCUUGUGGAUCUUUGGAGACGUGUUCCUCAGAGAGUACUACUCCGUCUAUGACCGCACCAACAACCGUGUCGGCUUUGCUUCAGCUGCCUAAGUCUUGAUGGACAAUAUGGGUUCAUUUCAGUUAACAUAUUUGUUAGUGUGAAAUUUACCCCACUACA
Molecule: messenger RNA, 1222 nt
Organism: Pleuronectes platessa (European plaice)
Lineage: Eukaryota; Metazoa; Chordata; Actinopteri; Pleuronectiformes; Pleuronectidae
Product: gastricsin
Exons: 9
Coding region: 1-1155 (384 amino acids)
Biological process (GO): proteolysis
Molecular function (GO): aspartic-type endopeptidase activity
Source: RefSeq, a predicted model, not a curated record